Messenger RNA from Amoebophrya sp. A25, 764 nucleotides. The record is from the annotation of a GenBank genome assembly. Lineage: Eukaryota; Dinophyceae; Syndiniales; Amoebophryaceae.
GCGAUACAGAGCGCUGCUGCACGGGAAAUUAAACGUUCUGGGGAUGCAAAAACGGAAACGGAUAUCUUCUUCUGCGUCUGAGGAGAAGAACGCUGAUCACGAAGCCUCGAUUCAGCUUGACGAGAUCGAUUUCAACAACUUCCAAGAAAUUUUACAGCGAAUAGUAUUUGAUUCUAGUACGACCUCUGCCUCGACAGCUGAGACGACUAGCUGUACUAUCGAUUCCCCUAUUGAUGGCAAACCGGCGACGACCAUAUGCAGUAUCGUCCGUUACUUCCAAUGCAAGCAUGGUAGCAAUUCUUGGUUUACGCUUGUCGAUCUUUUCCCUCAGUCAGGUCGGACGCAUCAGCUGCGCAAACACACGUUGUAUUUAGGCCAUCCGAUAGUCGGGGAUCGAUUAUAUCGUAUUAAGAAGACGUCCACGCCCACAGAAACUGAAACUCUUACUCUUCUUGAUGAAGGAAUGGAACAGCAACUCGGCUUAUGCCUUUUUGCUGUAGGACUGAACUUUCCCCAUCCUGUCGAUGAUGGAGAAAAGGUAUCUGUGGAGUUGUCACAAGGGUUCAGAGGUGCUUUGUCACUGUGACUAUAGUUGUCAGUGGUAUCUCCGUCUGCGAACUCUGCUCUCAUACUGAGUUUUUUGUAUCAUGUCUUCCCCUUCCCCACCCCUCCAACAUGUAGCGUUGUCCCCUUCCCCGACCCGCACCAUGGGAUUCAAAGAGCCCCCGAUGAUGUCUCAAGCAACGCUCACUCGUUGAAAUAUC